CCCAGCGCAAGGAACGAGUGUGGCAGAAUGAGUGCCAGAAUCACCUGUUAAGAGACCGGGUUGUGGGUCGUGCGCUCUAGUUGGAUGUAUCUGGUACUAAGUGAACACUCGACGCCUGUAUCACAAACUAAGUCGUCUGGUCAAGGAGAAUGCUGGAGGACAGAAAGAUUAAAUCAAAUAACUUGACGUCUGACAUUUGAAGCAGUCACGAACUAUUCAGCCCAGUGUCUUCGCGGUCACAGACUUCUGCGCCACCGUGUACACUUAAUUAACACCUUGCUUGGUUCAAAUGAGAGAAAUACAGAAGUGAACAAAUGGAACAAGUUAUGGAAAAAAUUAUGCUACUAUUUGUAAACCUAAAUAGUUUCCUGCAUCUAGUAUAUAAAUAGAUGUGUAAGCAGGAUCUUUAUUCAUAGAAAAUCCUAUAUGUCGCUUUAAAUACACAUGCAUGUGUAUCUACGUUAUUAAACCUUAAAGGUAACUCCGAAGAUAACCUCCAGCUUUCAUUUUACGAUAAAUAAUUAGUCUCUUCCUUCUGAAAUUUUACUAUAGGUUUUGUCCUGUCAGCUUUAGGUCAGCAUGACUUUACAUGAAAAGAAAUAAACGAUUGUGAUAUUUUUGUUAGGGUGUAAAGGGGAAAUAACUUCGACUAACUAAAAACGCAGUUGUUUCCCCAAAUUAAAGUUCUCAAUGCACGCUUACAAACAAUAACGGCUAAAUGCGACUAAUGAAAUACUGCAUGUACUAUACAAAGCUGAUUCUGUGUGUUUCAGAGAAGCAAAACGUGUUUAAAUUAGAUGGCGUAAAUGCUAAACAUUAUGAACGUGAUGUUUCUAAACAUGUUUACGAUAUUCGGGAUAGCAGAUAAUAAGAAUGUCUAGAAACUUCUCUACCAUGAUGCAAGAGUUCCCUGACGUUGCAACGUAUCAGAGUUACAUGAGCAUCCAGAGAGCACAGACUCUAAUCUUGCCUGCCAUUUGUGUGAUGGGUUUUUUCGCCAACACUCUAUCGCUCAUGGUGUUUCUGCAACCUUGCCUACGUAGGCUUUCGUGCAGCUUCUAUCUCGCAGCCAAAUCAGCUUCGGAUUUUGUGUUUUUGGCCACAGUGUUUAUAAUUUGGCUUGUAAGAGUGGAUAUACACGUGUUCAACACCACGGGCGUAUGCCAGAUUGUCGUGUUCUUCUCGUAUUUGACAGCGUUCAUUUCGAUUUGGCUGGCCGUGGUGUUGACUGUGGAAAAUUUGCUGUGCAUCUGGAGACCCUGGUAUGUGCAGAGGACCUGCAAUGCGACAUCCGCCUGUGUCUUGACUUUCAGCAUCGUUGCAAUCGGGAUAGCAUUGUACCAGUUCUCACUCUGGAACAACGGGAUCGGCUACGACAAAAUGUCGAGUCAUGACUCCACGACUGACUCAAACCUCCAAAACAUUGCCAACCAUUCGCCCAACGCUACUUCUGAAAGGUUCGAUUAUAGAACAGACUCCACAGGAGAAAAACUUGAAGUGGACCUAAAUGAGGACUCAAGAACAACUACAUUAGCAGCAAAUCCGCCUUCGUCCACCAACAGCAGCGGUCUAACGACCACGCACGCGAAGACGUGUAUGCAGCUGGAGAAAUUCGAACAUUUCAUCGUCAUCACCACGUACAUCGACUCCAUCAUCACCAUCUUUCUGCCCAUCGUCAUUCUCGCCGUCACCAACUCGGCCAUCGCUUUCAUUGCGGUACGCUCAUCGCGGCGGUCCAGGACUCUGCGAAAAGAGAAGGCGGUGUACCAGCUCCCAGAACGACAGGGCGCCUCCUCCUCGAGGGGCUCGGCCUCAGCCACUCUGGAGAAGCAGGCCUCCAAGUUCCUGUUCUUCGUAUCGGUGACGCUGCUGGUCUUUCACUUCCCCAUUCACAUUGUGAGACUUAAAAUGUUGGUGUUUAGUCCCAGCUAUCAAGACGUUUUUCUACAAAGGAUAUUUGAGACCCUUUAUUACACGCACUACGCCAUCGGCUUCUUUAUUUAUCUGAUCUACGGCUCCAAUUUUAGACGUGUCUUUAUCUCUAUCCUAACACGAAACAGUUACUGACUCAUUUCUCUUGUGCCAUGAAUUUGUUUUAAUCUUAAUUUAAAACAGCUGUUUCAACAUUAUCAACAGUAUUAUCAACAGCGCGGUAUUUUAUCUGUAAAAUGCGCUUUCAUUAUGUUGAAAGGCUGGAUGCCUUGCAUUGUUUCAUAUAUUUAAAAUAGCUGCACUCAUCCGUAAUCUUCGGAAUCAUUGCCAUUAUUAUGUUGUACAUAUUUGUUAUGUUGGAUUAUAUUAUUGUACCAAAUUAGCUUGCUUUAGAAAAUGUUAUGAUUUGAUGAUAAAUAAAUAAAAAACAACGUAU
This is a messenger RNA of Biomphalaria glabrata, 2368 nucleotides long. RefSeq lists its product as uncharacterized. Gene Ontology annotation, biological process: G protein-coupled receptor signaling pathway. Lineage: Eukaryota; Metazoa; Mollusca; Gastropoda; Planorbidae. Gene Ontology annotation, molecular function: G protein-coupled receptor activity. The record is from RefSeq and is a predicted model, not a curated record. Gene Ontology annotation, cellular component: plasma membrane. The transcript is spliced from 2 exons. The coding region runs from base 874 to 2067 and encodes 397 amino acids.